AUGCAGUCCUCUGAGUCGAAUGGCAAUUCUGCCACCACUGGCUGCCUGAGGAAAUGUUGGGAUUACGUUAUUCAUCAUAAAUUUAUCGUUUCAAGCCUGGGUGCUGUUGUACUGGGUAUUAUUAUGGGCUUUAUUCUCAAGAUUUUUCUCAGUUUGACUGAACUCGAACAGCAAUACCUCAGCUUUCCAGGAGAAAUGCUCAUGCGGAUGCUUCAGGCGGUUACCGUUCCUCUCAUUGUUACAAGUGUGAUAACAGGUGUUUCUGGUCUAAGUGUUAAAACUUCCAAGAAGAUCGCUGGACGUGCAGCAACAUACUUUGUUUCAACCACUGUAGUGUCUGUGACUAUAGGGUUAAUCUUGGUGCUGUCGAUCAAGCCUGGGAUUGGUUAUGCUGCUGAAAAAGGUGAAACGGAGGAUGAGGAGGCCUUUUCCACUGUCGAUGCCUUGUUGGAUCUAGUGAGGAACAUGGUGCCACAAAAUCUGAUUCAGGCUUGCUUCCGACAGUACAAGACGGAGAGGGUGGAGUUUGAAAUUGAUGCGGAUGAGCUAAAUUCAAGCCUGGAAACGACCAUUAUUCUUAAUGAUUGUCCGACCUUAUUACAGAAUGGAACAGAAUUGCGACUGGUGGGCCACUAUGUGGAUGGAGCCAAUACAUUGGGCCUGAUUGUCUGGUCUUUUAUUUUUGGCCUGAUCCUCAAUAUCAUGGGGGAAAGAGGGGUCGUGCUUGUGGAGGUCCUUACUGUCCUCAACGAGUCCACGAAACGUAUGGUCAAGUUGAUACUGGGCUACUUGCCAUUUGGAGUGAUGUUCCUGAUUGCAAGCCAUGUUGUUGAGGUUCACGACUGGGAAACUACCUUUAAACUUGGAAAGUUCAUGGUCGUAGUUCUUGUAGGGCUUAUAAUUCACGCAGUGAUAGUUUUACCUAUGGUCUAUUUCCUGUGUGUGAGAAGCAACCCUAUUACCGUCGUCAGGGGGGUUUCUUCUGCCUUACUGACUGCACUGGUCAUCUCAUCCAGCUCUGCCACACUGCCCAUCACUUUCCAAUGCUGUGAGGAAAAACUCUUGAUCGACAAAAGGAUCACUCGCUUCAUGCUGCCCAUUGGAACCAACAUCAACAUGGACGGAACUGCCCUUUAUGAAGUGGUGGCGGCGGUUUUCAUCGCCCAACUCAACAACAUCCCUCUGGACAUCAGCCAGUUGUUAACCCUUUCUGUGACAUCAGCAGUGUCCAGCAUAGGAGCGGCAGGGAUCCCAGCUACAGGAGCAGUGACCACUCUCUUUGUUUUGACAUCCAUUGGUUUACCUGCGAAGGAAGCGUCCAUUCUGGUAGUUGUAGAAUGGCUCCUAGACCGCUGCAACACAGUUGUUAAUGUAUUUGGAGACUGCGUUGGUGUGGCACUGGUUCACGAAAUAUCCAUAAAAGAACUGGAAGAAAUGGACAGAUGCAGGGCCCAAGAUAGGGUCCAUGUUCACAUGAGCCAGGACUCUGAUGAGUUCAUGGACCCAGCCGUGGACGGGGACGAAGAUGAGUUCUUUCAGGCCAGUGAGGAUUCUGCUCUUGAUUUUCAACACACUCCAGAAUACUUGUCAGUCUGUGACAGUGAUGCACUCCACUCCAUCUGCUCUCCACGCAAGAUCCAGGUUCACAUCAGAAGCCAGUACUCUGAUGAUGAUGAUGAUGAUGAUGAUGAGUUUUUUUAG
This is a messenger RNA of Scomber japonicus (chub mackerel), 1701 nucleotides long. RefSeq names its product excitatory amino acid transporter 3-like. Lineage: Eukaryota; Metazoa; Chordata; Actinopteri; Scombriformes; Scombridae. The transcript is spliced from 13 exons. Bases 1 to 1701 code for a protein of 566 amino acids. Gene Ontology annotation, molecular function: L-glutamate transmembrane transporter activity; L-cysteine transmembrane transporter activity; glutamate:sodium symporter activity. Gene Ontology annotation, cellular component: plasma membrane. The record is from RefSeq and is a predicted model, not a curated record. Gene Ontology annotation, biological process: L-glutamate transmembrane transport.